Messenger RNA from Lottia gigantea (owl limpet), 2379 nucleotides. RefSeq lists its product as hypothetical. The coding region runs from base 1 to 2379 and encodes 792 amino acids. Gene Ontology annotation, biological process: proteolysis. NCBI's taxonomy places the organism in Eukaryota, Metazoa, Mollusca, Gastropoda, Lottiidae. The record is from RefSeq and is a predicted model, not a curated record. The transcript has 18 exons. Gene Ontology annotation, molecular function: metalloendopeptidase activity.
AUGGAGCGUUGUGGAAGAGCAAUUACAAUGACCCAUAUCACCAUCUCAAAACUAUUAAUAACACUACUACUAUUAGGGUUUGUAGUUCACAAUGUUUAUGGACAAUCUAAUGGUUCUCAGUUAUUUCACAGAUCCAGAUCGCGACAUCCGGGUCACAGACGAUCUAAUCCUGUUAGUAGUCCUCGAACUCUACAGAUGUUGACCAAGAGACCUGUGUUCAAGCCAACAUUCCGUCCCAUACAACAAACUAUUAGACGAGUUAUUCCAAAUAGAGUAAUUGUUCCCCGCCAAUAUACUCCAUCAAAGACUAUUACACCUCGUCACAGAUUGCUAGUGAAUACACCUGGUCGUAAUGUGAUGCAUCAUAAACAAUAUAAAGUGCCUAAUCAAUUAGCGAAAUCCUUCAAACCAGUUACACCUCUAGUUAAACCUUCCAUUAAACUCAGUUCUCCGUACCCUGUCAGCAGAGCUAACUAUAUAGGAGAACUGCCCAAUGAAAUCGAGUUGUUAGUUGUUGUUGAUUAUGAAGCCUACUUGAGAUGGUACGAGAGAGAAGGUAUCAAAUAUCAGAAUGGAAGAGAUAUUAAAACACAACAAGCUAUCACCAAAUAUGUCACUUCAUUAGUCCAUGAUAUGAACAAUCUGUAUCACUCGUUAGAAAUGUUGGAUUUAAAGAUAGACAUCACCCUGGUAGAUAUUCUUAUAAUACAGUCCAAAGAAGGGGGAUAUUGGUUAAGUAAAUUAUCGAAAAAAGGAUUCCCAAGAAAUAUUGUCAACGCUGCUUCUUCAUUGGCGUCUUUUUAUAGAUGGGUAAAAAAACACGAGAAGGUGUUGCCUCCACAUGAUCAUGCUAUGCUGCUAACAGGGUUUGAUUUACAAUCUGCCAACGAAGCACCGAAUAAACUUACAACAGGCCACGCCUAUCUAGGCACUAUGUGUAAAAGGUCCUCGGUAUCAGUGGUAGAGAAUCAGUUUAACUUUGAGGAUGUGGUUGCAGCAAGUCAUGAACUGGCUCACAGUCUGGGGUCUGAACAUGAUGGAGAUGGUAAUCCGUGUCCCGAUACAGAAGGGUAUAUAAUGGCACCAGUUAUAGAAGUUAACGCUACUAAUAGAUGGUCGUUUUCUACCUGCUCACAUCAAUACAUCCAGGAUUUACUGGAGAAGUUAGAUAGGGAAGAAAGGAACUGUCUCUCCACCAAAAAUAAUCUCGGCCACAUGCCACAACUACAUGACGCAGACGUUAAACUUGGCGCCCUUCUUUCUCCAGAUCAGCAAUGUGCUCUAAUUGAAGGUCCUGGAUCUUUUCUUUGUAGGGAUUUCUACCAAGAAUACAACUACCAUACAUUAUGUCGAGAAAUGUGGUGUAACAAUAUCACAUCACCUACACCGACCUGUAACACUUUCCUGGGAUCAGAUGGUUUCUCUUGUGGCAACCAGAAGGUGUGUAUCCAGGGUGAAUGUGUUUUCCAACAAACAGCAAAAGUUGUUCCAGAUUUAUGUCCCCUUGGUGAUGAACCUGGAAUAGUGUGGAAUAACUACACUUGUCCUGAAAUCGCCAAAAACGCACCAGAACAAUGUUAUGACGACGUUACCAGGAUGAAAUGCUGCUUGUCUUGUCAGAAAAUCCAUAAUGGCGACCUAGAAUGUCCUUACGGUGACAGAAGUUCGUGGUGUCGUACAGAUUUAGAACUUCCGGUGGGCUGUUAUUUAAACGAAGAUCUCUGUUGUGCAACUUGUGCCAAAAUAGAAAACAAAAACGAACCAGAAUGUCCUUAUGGAGAUCGUAGUAAAUGGUGUAAUACCACAUUAUCUGUUCCUAUCGGAUGUUAUGAGAACCAAGAUCUCUGUUGUGAAACUUGUAAACAACACAUCGACCAUAAUAAUCCAGAAUGUCCAUAUGGUGACAGAAGUACUUGGUGCUCAACGACUAUGGAAGCCCCUUUUGGAUGUUAUAAAAACAAUGAAUUGUGCUGUGGAACUUGUGCUGAGUAUCAUCAGCCACAGAAUAUAGGUUGUGAGUAUGGGGAUAAGAGUACAUGGUGUGUUAAUGAGAUGAAUGUACCUUCAGGAUGUUAUUUAAACAGUGAUCUAUGCUGUGGAACUUGUAAUCAGCACUAUAACUCCACCAAUCUAGGUUGUGAAUACGGUGAUAAACAUACUGACUGUGCUAAAGUUCCCUAUCCAAUGGGAUGUUAUAAAAACUCGGCGUUAUGUUGUGGAUCUUGUGCUGACCAGAAACGACAUGACAGACCAGGCUGUGAAUUCGGCGACAAAUCAACAUGGUGUACCAACCAUCUGAAACCAGAACAGGAUUGUGAACUCAACAAAGAACUGUGUUGUGGAACGUGUGUGUAUAAAGAAGGACAGUUUCUAUUGUAA